AAACAGAAGCAGGCGAUAGGAGAAUAUAACCGCCUUCAGUUUCAGCAGAUCUGCUCAGGACAGGUGCCUGAACCGCACACAGCUCAGACUGCACUUCAGCUGUUAACACACUGCGUGAUGAAGACUCCACUGUGGACACUACUGUUGCUUGGACUGUGUAACCCAGCAUGGUGUGACUGCCAGAAGGAUUGCCUCUUCUGCAGCCAAAAACUGCCUAAUGAAUAUGCCUUCAACAAUUUGGUGUGUCUGGUGGAGUGUCAUGGUAAACUUUAUCCAGGCGACACCUGGGAGAUGUGUCGCAGGACCAUUGUGGAGCAAAACCCAAAAGCCUUGCUAUUGGUUGGCAAUAGCAUGCUGAAAAGAGCAGAAGAGGAAGCGGACACCUCUCUGCCUGUGGACCAGGAUGAUGGCCAGUAUUCUGAAACCCUCCAGAGGUUCGACCAUAUAGCACGGGCCUUGGGAACGGAUGAUCAGGACCAAGAUAUGCAGCUCAGUAAGUUCCUGCAAGUACAGUCAGCACAGGAAUCUGAGGAAGAGCGAGAUGGAGAUAGCGAGGUGGCAGGCGAUGAGGAAGAGGCUGCCGUCCACCUAAUCAAACGUUUUGGAGGCUUUCUCAAAAACAAGUAUGGCUACAGGAAGUUCAUAGAUCCUGGAAGGUCUUUGCAAAAGAGAUAUGGGGGUUUCAUAGGCGUCCGCAAAUCUGCCCGUAAGUGGAACAACCAGAAGCGUUUUAGUGAGUUCCUCAAGCAGUAUUUGGGCAUGAGUACUCGAGCUAGCGAGUUUAAUAGUAUGUCUGCUGAUGUCACCCAACAGAAUGAGUAAGCUUUGACCUUUGAAGUGAAUAAACUUACCCAGCAAACCAUUCGUUAUGCUCAUUUGAAAGAUAUCAUGUACCGUUCUCCUCAAACACAAAAAGCUCUCAUAUAGUGCCACAGGGUUAGAUGUGGAUUUACUCACUGAAGCAUCUAAUCCAUGUCAAACAAAGCUUACAUAUAUUAGCUUGAAGUUUGAAGAAAAGUCUUCAGAUUCAAUUUGAGACAUCUAUAAAUUGCAUUAGAUGAUUGACAUUGUAUAUGAUGGCCCCUGUAGUUUAAUUAUACAUUUUGCAAAGACCAUUUUGAAAACGUUACCGGUUCCAAAUUCAUCUCCUUUUCGACACUGCCACCUAUUGGCCAACGAGAGUUCCCAUAAUGGAAUCUCCAUGAAAAUACUUGAAAUUGAGGUGAAAUGUCAUAUCGAGAGGUAAUUACUAGGCAAAACAGAAUUAUUAAAGGAAUAGUUCACCAAAAAUGAAAAAUAUGUCAUGACUCACACAUCCUUAUGUCAUUUUCAGCUCCAAAUGGAACAUAAAUAAGCAUUACAGUCUAAUGAAAGCAUGAGAAUCAGACUAAAAUUUUGGUUUUUAAUCAUAAGCCUGCUAAAAAAACCCGAAAACAAUAGAAGCCCAAUAGAAACCAUCACAGAAAUUCCAAUGGUUUCCAUUAAAAUACCAUUAUAAACCAUUAGCUUUUUCCAGUAAAACCAUUACAAAAUUACUUUUUGUACUGUGUUUUGGGCAUUUUUCCAACAGGAUUUAACAUCCCACCAAUAGAAUCCAUCACAUACCAGUAGACACCAUUAUAGUUUCCAUUAAAACCAAUACAAUUCCCAUUAUAACCAUUAAAACCAUUAUAUUUUCUAUUGUGUUUUGGGCAGGGUUGUAUUGUUUUUUUUCAGCAGGGAACCUGUGCCAUCAAACCUAAUUUUUGCUUUCAAAUCUCUUACGCACACAUUACGCACGCAAACCUGCUACAUUGCAAUUAAGUUUUGGAAGUAGUAACACAUUCAUUUCAGUCUGUUCUUAGCUCAGUUCUUAGCUAUAGUGCACAAAUCAUAUAGUCUAUUCUUUAUGCCACUUUUUGGAGCUUUUUGGAGCCGAAUGGAAAAUACAACCCGAUCUCACAGGAAAACAUAAUUUUAUCAAGUGGCAAUUUCGUAUGAAUUUGUACACAGUAAAUGUACAUUUCUUAAGAAAAAAAUAAGCAUAACGAUCCACCCCUAAACAUAACCAUCUCUGGAGCGAAAGCAGAUAGUACAAAAACGUAUGUAUGAGUUUGUACAAAUUCAUACAAAUUAGCCACCAAUUCACCAAAAUUGACUAAUUAUCAUGAUAUUAUGUUGGCAAAAGAGCAGCUUUAAUAAUCUGCUUAAUAUCUCCUUUUGUUUUAAGGAUGAAAUAAACUAAAAUGGUGUCAGAACGAUAUGAGCAUGAUAUUGAUAGAAUUUGCAUUUUUGGGCGAACUAUUCCUUUAAGGGAUUAAGGAAAGCUAAUCUAUGUUUACUGUCUCUCCCAAAAAAAUAAAGCCAGAUUUUUCAUAAACCAUUCCAGCAAAGACUCAUCACUGUAAUAUGCCUAUACAAACAUAACAAAUUCUGUCACGCACAUGCACACAGAAUUUGCAUCCUCAUCUAACAGUGGGAAACCAAAAGCUUUAAUUUUAUUUUUUUUGAAACUGACAAAGUUGAUUUGUAUUUGUGCAGAUGAAAUGAUGUAUUUAUGCAAACAUUGCUGAGGUCAUGCUUUUCCCUUUAUUCCAAUGAUAAAAAUCAUGAUGUUGACUAAAUGAACUGUACAUAGUAACUGAACUAUGUCAAUAAAAUAGUUUACUAUUUUC
Messenger RNA from Onychostoma macrolepis, 2654 nucleotides. RefSeq names its product prepronociceptin a (gene pnoca). Gene Ontology annotation, molecular function: opioid receptor binding. Bases 118 to 822 code for a protein of 234 amino acids. Gene Ontology annotation, cellular component: axon terminus; plasma membrane; dendrite. The transcript is spliced from 3 exons. NCBI's taxonomy places the organism in Eukaryota, Metazoa, Chordata, Actinopteri, Cypriniformes, Cyprinidae. The record is from RefSeq and is a predicted model, not a curated record. Gene Ontology annotation, biological process: chemical synaptic transmission; sensory perception; neuropeptide signaling pathway.